CUUGCUUCCCAGCCACGUGCCACACGUGCAAGCUCAGGCAUGAACUGGCCUCUACUGUGUCAAUCACUCUUCUACUACCAACAACACCACGCAUUUACCAGAUAUCGCUAUUGAUUCAGAAUCCCAUCUCAGUUGCCGGCAGGGACGGAAAUACCAAUGAAACCAAAUCCCGCAUGGCCUUCCCGGGUCCCCAAGAAAGUUUACGCGCGAAUCCUUCGAUCCUCCCAAUUACCCAAUCAGCGCUACCGAGCAAUUAUAUUCAUGGUCGCGAGUCGUGAAUCUGCUUUUUUCUCAGGAUUAGAGAAUCCGUGCUCUUAAUCAUCGGUCUCAUUCUCGCGUGGCACACGUGCCAUUCGCAUGCCAUUGGUCCUCGGGCCCUGCAUUUCGCGGCUGUCUGACCAUAUCUGGUGCUGAUCUGUCCCUGUAAUAACGUGACACUUCUUCCUACAAAAGAAAUAUGGCGGUCUGAUCUCUGUGAUCAAUCCUUUGAAAAUAAGUCCCGUCCGCCACUUCGUGUUGGUGUGCGCUCUCCUGCAUAAAGGGAUACCGGCAGGAAUUCAAUGCGACACAGCAUGUCGUUGCGAGGCAAACCUCGUACACAUGUUUCGAACAGGCCUUUUGCUUACAUAGUGACCAUGUACGCGGGUUGAUUGUUUGCUCUUCAUUCACAGACAAGAAAAAGUCCCUCCCAUCCGUCGACGAACCCCAGCGCCCUUCAGCUAGAUGUACAUCCAAGGCACAAUCACGCACAAUUGGCGUCCUCACCAUGACGGAUGCAUAUCGCGACGCUGACAAUGGGAGCCAAUCUCUGAUGGGCGCAUCGUUUGCUCUCCUCGCUUUAACGACCGUCUUUUUUGCUUGUUUCCUGGUUUCGAAAUAUUACAAUGGCGCCGCUAUCAGCCAACUUAUGUUUUGGCUCAUUGUCUUUGCUUAUGUCUUCAACGUCGGAAAUGCCAUCGUCAAUGCAUUGUCCGUCAUACUGGGUGAUGCCGGGAAACACAUCGAUACUCUCGAUCGUGAUACCUACAUCACAUCCGGCAAGAUUGGGAAGGCAUCAGAUUAUCUCUACAUACCUUCUGCUAUCUUCCCUAAACUAGCAAUGCUGGCGUUCUACUCGCAGCUGUUUCGAGGCCGCCGCAUAUACGACUGGACCGUUUACGGAUGUGCCGGCCUUCUCGUUUGCACGCUCCUCGCCGGCGUGCUCCAGACGACGUUGAUAUGCAGGCCAUUCAACGCGUACUGGCUCGGGCACGGGAAAUGUGGAGACAUGAUGGCUUCGUAUCGCUGGCUCAGCUAUCCCAACAUACUCACCGACUUUGCUAUGCUCGUUCUCCCACUGCCCGCUCUCAUCAACUUGCAAGUCUCGAGCACUGUCAAGGCAAAAAUCAUCUUGACGUUCUUAACGGGCUCACUAGGCAUUAUAACCGCCAUCCUCCGCCUAGUCUCCUUCUACACAAUCCCAAUCUUCCCCGACGCAACCUACUACCUCAUCCAACCAGCCAUUUACUCAGUCGUCGAGCCCUCUGCCUACCUGAUCUGCGCCAUCAUGCCCACCUUACGACAUCUAGCCCACCGCAGUGGCAGCACCUCCCCAAAAAACAACAACCACAACAACAACACAUCCCUCCACACCACCAACUCUUCCUCAAAAGGCUUUACUACGACGUACCAUGAACACCAAACGACCUCAACCCCGAAAUCCCAGAGAAAUGUAUACCUCCCCCAUAUCUUCUCUCCCACGAGCUUUCUAUCACGAUUCAGCGGCACCAUGUCUUCCUCCUCUUCACAACAUGCGAAGACGCCUACCGCGAUACGAACACCUCCACCCCGAUCAAUCAACGAACCAGACCUCGAGCUCGGCAAAGUGGGCUUAAGUCCCCGAACCCGCCAAGCUACCUCAAACCGUACAGAAGUCGGUACCGGAAGCAGACCCGCCGGAUCCCAGCGUCGUCGUACGCAGGGUGGCAAUAGCGGUGGUUGGGGAAACUUGUUCCUCCCGGAAGACGCUAUCGUCUGUCAGACAGAUAUCGACAUGAUAAGUGAACCGCUGGGUGGUGGCAGUGGAGGAGAUUGGAAAGAAGGGUUCGGAGGAGCAGUUCGGGUAGAUGAGGAGAGAGAAAGUGAUUCAGCUGGAGGGAGGAUAGGUGUAGGCUUGGAUCUAGAUGGUGAGGUUGAUGGGGAUCAGGUGCCAUUGUAUGGGCUGGCAGAGGAUAAGGUGAGGACGAGAAAGAGAAAAAGUGUUGUUGCUGGUAGUGGUAUAUGAAAAACUAAAAAAUUUAUUAUGUGAUACCCCCUUCAGUAUCUUUGUUUUGUGACUGCCUGAGUGUGUUGGUGAUGUUGGAGUGUGCGAUGGGCGUGCUAAGGCGACGGAGAAUAAAGAAGGAUGGGUAUGCGAGUUGGGCGUACCAUGGCUAUCAUAUUGUCUUUUUGCUCGUGGGGAUUAAUGGACUAAUGGUAAAUGAAGGGACACGAAUUUGACUCUCCAUCUACCCAUCUUCCCGUGUCCCAGUGAUGUGUUUUCUUUGUAAACAUGCGUCCUACACGAUCAAAACACCACACAAUCUUUUUCAGGUACUCGCACUCUCUGACUACCAAUUCAUCUGGUGGUAAUACCAAACGUUGGUUCUCCCCCCGAAUUCU
Molecule: messenger RNA, 2640 nt
Organism: Periconia digitata
Lineage: Eukaryota; Fungi; Ascomycota; Dothideomycetes; Pleosporales; Periconiaceae
Source: the annotation of a GenBank genome assembly